CGGUGAGCACGCGCGGGCGCUGGCCCUACCUGUGGGUCGCCACCAUCCUCCACGGCCUGGUCAUCGAGUCCCUCUCUUACUUCCUGCCCGACGUCGACAACUUCUGGCACUCGCAGACGCCACUCAUAUUCCUGGGCCGACGCCUUCCACUGCACAUCGCCUUCCUAUACGCCGUGUUCUACUACCACGCCUCUGUGGCCGUCGCCAAGCUGCGGCUGCCCCGCUGGGCCGAGCCGUUCGCCGUCGGGCUGACCGUGGUGCUCAUCGACCUGCCGUACGACAUCACGAGCGUCAAGUUCGUGCACUGGACAUGGCACGACACGGACCCCAACAUCGCGGACCGCCACUACUGGGUGCCGUGGAACUCGUACUACUUCCACGCCACCUUCGCCGCCGGCUUCACCUGGUGGUUCCACGUCCUCCGCGACCAGCGCUGGCAGAGCACCGGUGUGGGCAAGAACCUCUUGAACAUGGUGCUGGCCUCUCUCCUGGGGACGCCCACGGGCAUCCUGUUCUUCACCGCGCUGUACCACCCGAUGCACGACCUGUACAAGGUGCACAGCGAGGUCACCUUCUUCGUCGUGUUCGCCGUGUUCCUGGCCCUGGCCUGGGCGGGCAGCUACGCCGCCGAGGCCAGGUCGCCGUCGUCAUCAGCGUCCCCGACGGCUGAGCGGCCGUCCUGGUGCACCUGGCUGCUGCUGCUGCAUCUCGUGCUGCACUACGCGCUGUGGCUGGGCAUGACGAUCGUCGGCAACCCCGAGAAGGAGGUGUCGACCGGGCUGCACGAGAGGAUCGGCAAGUGCGGCAUCAAGGUCCCCCUGCAGACGGCCUCCGGACUGGUGCUGGAGAAGAGCAAGUACCUCUGCAAGACCGACUACGACGAGAAGUACUUCGACUUCCACUGCCUUCCCGGGGGGAAGCCCCCCAAGGACGGCGCGCACUGGUACACCAUCUGCGGCACGCCCUUCGAGAACCGAGCCGAGUACGUGCUCAUCAUGUCCGCCAUCGCCGUCCUCGCUGCCAUCGUGUUCUACACGAUGCACUUCAAGGCCGGGCCCGACAGCGCGCUCAACCCCAAGCCGACGGCGGCCGCCCGCAAGCUCAAGACCAAGUAGACUGAUUUAUAUGGACUGAUCUCAAAAAACUAACUGAAACCUUCCCCCUGUCGUGAUAACAAUAAAGGGGACACUUCUAGUCUGUCUGAACAGUA
This is a messenger RNA of Frankliniella occidentalis (western flower thrips), 1210 nucleotides long. RefSeq lists its product as uncharacterized. NCBI's taxonomy places the organism in Eukaryota, Metazoa, Arthropoda, Insecta, Thysanoptera, Thripidae. The record is from RefSeq and is a predicted model, not a curated record.